Messenger RNA from Thyridium curvatum, 1845 nucleotides. RefSeq lists its product as uncharacterized. Bases 1 to 1845 code for a protein of 614 amino acids. Gene Ontology annotation, biological process: DNA-templated transcription; regulation of transcription by RNA polymerase II. The transcript is spliced from 7 exons. Gene Ontology annotation, cellular component: chromatin. Gene Ontology annotation, molecular function: RNA polymerase II cis-regulatory region sequence-specific DNA binding; zinc ion binding; DNA-binding transcription factor activity, RNA polymerase II-specific. The record is from RefSeq and is a predicted model, not a curated record. Lineage: Eukaryota; Fungi; Ascomycota; Sordariomycetes; Thyridiales; Thyridiaceae.
AUGCCGAUCAACAGCUCUGUGAAUGGCACGGGCGCUGUCGAUGACGUCGUACCUCUACCUAUCACUGGCGACCUCUUCCCUUUUCCAUCACCGAGCGUCGACCUCGCCCCCGACUGGGGCUGGCUUCAGCAGUAUCCUCUCCCGGUUCUGCCCGUGCACACUGAUCCAUCGGGGCCUAUGGCAUCAACAAAUGAGAUGCCUGGUUUUCCGACUCUGAAUGAUGACUGGAUGAACCCCAGUUCCACCCAAGACCUGUAUAUAAGCCAAGAAGUCUAUGACUUUCUCACCGCGCUUGCGCCGGUCGUCGAGGCGAACCAUCCACUCGCUACUCAAGACAUUCAUACGAUACUGAACAACGCUUUUGUGUUCAUAAUGGACUCGCUGCCCAUCUUUCACCAGCCAACGUUCAGUUUUGAUCUUGUCCCGAGAGAGCUGUGUGCUUCUGUAUUCUGUGUCGGGCUGCUCAUUGCCCAGGAGCCAGCCUUGUGGCAGUUGGGAUGCUCCUUAAUGGCCCACGUACGAUCAGAACUGCUUCGAUACGUCGACAAGAACACAAUAUAUUUGGCGGAUCUGCCAAUUCUUCAAGCAAUGCUUUUGGUAGAGCUCUCUGGAAUGUACCUUGCCGACCGUGUAUCGAUGGAAUUGAGUGACAUAUUCCACGGCACCAUUGUCACUUUGUCCCGCCGCCUUGGGUUGUUUGAGUUGGCCUAUAGCAGCGCACGCACAAGCGCGGAUUCUGUCGACAAAAACGAGUGGCAGAAGCGUAUUGAUCAUGAGAGUGCAAAGAGGUUGGCAUAUUUUGUCUUUGCUCUCGACGUAGAACAUGCGUUAUUCUUCGGGCAUGAACGAAGCAUCCUUUCCAUUUACUCCAUGAAACUCGAGCUUCCAUCCGAGGAAGGGGACUGGCAAGUUCCGAGCCAUGGUGCCUACAUCAAGCAAGACGGCACAACGUAUCGGGCGAAGUACCAUCUCGUUUGCCAUAACCUUUUAUCUAUGCCGGAGUCUACGAAUAUACCACCGAAUCUCACGCAGUUCUCCAACUUGAUGAUUCUUCUGGGUCUGGCAUCUGUUGUGUUAGACUUGCUCCAACGUCGGCAAGACCCAUUCUUCGAUACCAAGCAAGCCUUAGCACGCUUAGGCGCCGUCCUGCCGGCCAUCCAUGCCCGGCUCAUGGCGGGACCGGAUGGGAUGAUGAAGAUACAUGGAAGGACCGUAUAUCACUUCACUGCAAUAUCAUUAUUCACACCUUUGGACGAUCUCGAACGGGCCGCGAAUGAUGGCUUCUCAAGAACAGGUCGGACACCUAAGCAACACACUAGAUCCGCAAUCAUUCGCCUCCUCACCAAGCACAAAGUAGGACCAGAGCCGGCCCGUCACGCUGUGCAUCUUUUGCGUUUGUUCUUGACACCGGUAGCUGGUGCUGAGAUCACUGCCAGCCAAAGUGCUGGCACCUUUGUGGUUGGGCCCGCCACAUUUCCGGCCUCAUACUCGCGAUAUGAGCCGUCGGCCUUGUACUUCGGCGUCCUGACGCUUUGGGCAUAUAUCAUUAGCCGCACCAGCGACGGUGAGGACAUUGACAGCCCUAUGGAUGACCAUUCAUACAUCUCGGAAGGGAACCUCCAAUCCCCACAGACGGGAAGUACAGCAUCCAUAACACAGGCUCCCAUCGCAUCGGUAUUACACGGCAUGGAGGCAGCUAUCACCAACGGCAACAAUCAGGCAUGCAGGAGCCAUUGGCGGAUCAUCGUGCAGCAUGCAUCGACUAUACUGUCUAUGAGGCGGAAUAGCAAUGCUCAAGAGUAUAGUCAGGUUUUGAGGUCACUUAAUGAUAAUCUUGGUUUCUAG